AAGUUAUUUCCGGUGUCACAGAAAUAAGGGCCGGGUGGGGGGACGGUGACCUGGGAACGAGGCCCUCUUAACCGGAGGGAGGGGAGGCAUUCUUUCUGAGUAACGCGCACGACUCUGCGCUGGCCUUUGUUCGAUUUAUUUGCAGGCCGCCGUUCUGCCCGCCAGCAGUAGCCUGCAUGGCCAAUCGGGAAGGUCACAGGCUCGCCCUACCUGCUUUGAAACUUCCGUCAUCAAAGGGUUAUUAUUUACAAAGACUGGGAGAAAAGUUUUGAGGUGGGGAGGGGGAAGUAUGUGCGAUUUGUUACCAGAAAACGAGGGGCCCACACUAGAAUAGAAUAGAAAUACUUUAUUGUCACUGUACCACUUGUUCUCAAUGCUACCAACAUGAGUCUGACCAAACUGCGGGAGGCAGUGGAAGACAAGAGUGCCUGGCGUGCUCUGGUCCAUAGGGUCACGAAGAGUCGGAAACGACUAAACAACAACAACAACCACUUAUUUACAGUGAGAUUAAAGGAGCCCCCCCCAAUCUCUCAGUCCUUGUUACACUCUGUGUGCUGUCAUAGUACCACCAACCCCGAACGUCAGCUGCAAUGUUGCUGUCUUCCAUUCAGCAGCCUCACAGCCCAUGGGUAGAAACUGUCAUUUAACCUGUUAGUGCGGCUUAUGCUUCUGUAUCUCCUGCCCGAGGGCACUAAGUUCAGCAUCAUUUUCUCUCCCCUCCCUUGCUCUCAAGUGGAGAUGGGGAACCUGCAGCCCUCCAGACUUCCAAUUCCCAUCAGUGCCAGCCAGUAUGGUUGAUGGUCACUCUGGAGUGAUGGGAACUAGUUCAGGGACAUCUGGAGGACCACAGGUUCACCAUCUUUGAUGUAGGGCUUCCCAUUGCGUCAUAUAUUGAUGCUGCUGCAGUUUAUGCUAUUGGUAGUCUUACGGGUGUGGGGGCUCUGGUACCAUGCCAAAUGGUGUUGGUGCUGGGGAACUGUUGGACGCUGGACCUUGAAUCAUUUCCUAACACAUGCACUGAAAAAUUCUUCAAAACAAUUCUUAGACUGCAGGGAUUAGAGCACUGUGUUGUUACAGGUGAAGUUGCUGCUUUGGUCUUGGUGGCAGUUCUUUGGGGAGGAACCAAUCCAUUUUUGAAAAGAGGAACUGAGGGUCUGGAGCGAGUGAAGAGAGAGAGCAGAACUCUACAGCUGCUGGCAGAAAUUAAAUUCCUUUGCCUCAAUUACAAGUACGUGGUGCCAUUUGUGCUCAACCAGUGUGGCUCUUUUGUCUACUAUCUUACUUUAGCAUCUACAGACCUGACCUUGGCUGUACCUCUUUGUAACUCUCUGGCUCUGAUGUUCACAUUAGCAAUGGGGAAGGUUCUUGGAGAAGACAUUGGUGGUGCAAGGGCUGCACUGGGAAUGCUACUGACAGCUUUGGGAGUUGCACUCUGCAUAGCUGGGUCUGUACAUGAGACAUCAUGAGAACCGUCUUGGAAGGAGGGCAGAAUUUGUGGAAGGCAACAGUUCUCCAUGCUAAUGCUGGCUCUACUCGUAGGACACACACACAGCAUCUUUGGAGGCACCCAGUGGACUCCGCACAAGCUUAGAGCUCUCAAGGCCUGAAGGGAAAGCAUUGUCUUCCUUAACCUCUAGCCCCACUGGUUGGCAGUGGGCCCUGGGUGGAGUGACUUGGCAAUGGGAUGCUCCUGCCAGCCUGUCCACAGCAGAACCCCUGAGAGUUCUGGGGGUGCCUUCACAUUAGUGGUACAAUAAGGAGCACUUUCAACUUGGGCAGAGUUUGUUCAAAGUGCUCAAGAGAGCAAUUUUCUGCAAAGGUGAACUAAAAGUGCAGGCAUUCCUGCUAGUGCACAUGCAGAGCUGUGAGGCAGGACAGUGGAAGAAGACAUUGGAAGUGCUGAACUGUAAAGCCCCAAACAGCAUCAUCUGAAGGACUGCUUAGGCUUAUGUGAAGUUGCCUAAGCACUGAAAUUGGCUUUGGUAGCCCUGUUCUCUGGCCCAUAAUUAGUUAAGAUCAGAAGGGCAUGCAGAAAGGUUGGAGGACAAUAUGUUGGGAAAGUCUGGUCUAGGCUAAUGCCUAGAUUUUUUCUGUGGAUUUACUCUUUGAUGCUUAUUUUAAUUGUUUCUUAAUCACAGUAUAAGCCACCAUAGAAAGUUGUUACCUGGAUGGGUGAUGUGUAAAUGAUGGUAAACAAAUAAAAAACAAUUCUGCAUUUGAGUACCAGUAUGUGCAGAGUGGCUUUUCCCUGCCACUGUGCAACUACAGCUCCCCACCCACCCAAACCACUGGAAAGGGCAGGCUGGGCAGGGCAUCUUGAGCUCCAGCACUAAAGAAAAAAUAAAUGAAAUAAACCCCUGAUAACUCUGGGCAAAGCAUAAAUCUUGUGUUGGCUACAUUUGCAAAGUUUCAGGUGUGGACAGCUUUACCCUCUUCUUCAGAAACUCCCCAGUGUUUUCAAUGAACUCCAGAAAGAGUAAUUAGUUGACCACAUGUGGGACUUGCAACAGAGUGUUGCAGUGGUUGUUGGUGGUUUUUUUUAAUUAAAAAAAAAAUUAAAGAUUUUCUUGGUUUACAUAAGUACAGUGGUACCUUGAGUUACAAAUGCCUCAGGUUACAAAACGCAGGUUACAAACUCCGCUAACCUGGAAGAGUUACCUUGAGUUGAGAACUUUGCGCCGGCAGCACAACAGCAGCAAGAGGCCCCAUUAGCGAAAACACGCCUCUAGUUAAGAACAGUUUCAGGUUAAGAACGGACCUCCAGAAUGAAUUAAGUUCGUAACUAGAGGUACCACUGUAGGUGCAUUGCUUCUUUUUUCUGGUUGUAAAGUCUUUUCUACAGAUUGGUUACGUUUGAUAUGAGACAUCAGUGUUGUAUACAGUAUACAGUCAGGGAAGAAGCGGGGGGGCAGGGAGAGAGGAGGGGUGGUGGUGAGUUCAGCAGCACCCCUCCCCACAAAUCAGUAUUCUGUGGCCACUGAACAUGUCUAGUCUUCAUUUUUCUAUUUUAAUUUUUUUAUAGAAACAUUAGCACUCCCCACCCUCUAAGCCUUCAGAAACACACCCCAUGUGUGUAGAUUCUCCUUGUAUAUAUACUGCUAAUGUAGCAAAGUACAGCAGAACAAGAAAGCAAAGAUUCAAGAAGAUAACUGUGCUGAAGACACAUGUUUCCAUUUCACCUUUAUUCCACAGAGUGUGGUGGUUUGCAUGUUACAACAUCUCUGCCUCAGUAUCACUCAAGGAAUAAAUAG
Molecule: messenger RNA, 3251 nt
Organism: Zootoca vivipara (common lizard)
Lineage: Eukaryota; Metazoa; Chordata; Lepidosauria; Squamata; Lacertidae
Source: RefSeq, a predicted model, not a curated record